Molecule: messenger RNA, 1205 nt
Organism: Helianthus annuus (common sunflower)
Lineage: Eukaryota; Viridiplantae; Streptophyta; Magnoliopsida; Asterales; Asteraceae
Product: putative UPF0481 protein At3g02645
Exons: 2
Coding region: 318-992 (224 amino acids)
Source: RefSeq, a predicted model, not a curated record
GAACUCUCGACUUUCUCUACCACAUGACCGUGCCGAACAAUAAAGAGCUUCAUAUAGAUGAGGUGAUUGAGAUCGAGUAUGAAGGUAUUACUGAGGAAGCAUGUGAUGGUGAUCAAGAGGAGUCUUUUGCAAAACCUAGUGAUCUUCGAGGGUUCACAAAUUACAUAUGGAAAAUCCUCUCCAAAUCAAACGCUGGUAUGAUAAGAAUUUCCAAGAGAAUUAUUUUCGGGAGACCAGUCAUUUUGGUAACCAAACUUCCAUGGAGGAUCAUAUCCAGCCUUCCAAUACUAAAGCUCUUGAAAGAACCCAUCUAACAAAUGUUCAAAAAUUUUCGCGGUGAAGAAGGACAAGAGAAAUCAAACGACGAAAGUGGUGAGUCGAAAACGCCAAAAAUAGAAGAGAUAACCAUCCCGUCGGUUACUGAAAUGGCUAAAGCCGGAAUCCUUUUCUCACCGGUUAAUGGUGGAAUAUCCGACAUUAGUUUUGAUGUCAAAACAUGUACAUUGUACCUCCCAGUGGUGGAGCUGGAUGUGAACACAGAGGUAUAUUUGAGAAACCUGGUGGCGUACGAAGCAUGCGUUGCAGCGGGACCAUUAGUCAUGGCUCGUUACACCGAGUUAAUGAAUGGGAUAAUCGACACAGAGGAGGACGCAAAGUAUUUGCGGGAAAGAGGGAUAGUUUUGAACCAUUUGAAGAGUGAUAAAGAGGUUGCAGACUUGUGGAAUGGGAUGAGUAAAUCUGUGAAGUUGACGAAAGUGCCGAAGAUGGAUAAAGUGGUUGCAGAUGUGAAUAAGAUGUAUGGUGAAACAUGGAGAGUGAAAUCAUCCAAGUAUUUGAAGAAAUAUGUGUUUGCAUCUUGGCAGAUUUUAACGUUGUUGGCUGCUUUGUUUAUGUUGUUCUUGACGACAUUACAAGCUUUUUGCUCAGUGUAUGUAUGCGCUCGAGUGUUUCAUCAGCUCCCCGAAAUUCCUGGAUCUGAAGGAGCGACAUGAAUUUACUAUGUGUGUUCAUCUUUAACUUUGUCAGCAAUGGCAGUCGGGGGUCAUCAUAAGCUUAUUUUCUUUACAUGUUAAAAAUUAGGAGUCCAUUUUAUGUUUGUUUCUUUAACACUCUGAUUUUCUAUAUAAACAUUCAAUGAAUUCUGGUGAUCGGAGGGUCAACUGACCCUCUUGACCCCCCUCUGGUUCCGCCCCUGUUUGUCAGGA